AUAGCACUCUAGAUGUCGUCUCCUGCACCCUUCCAUCUACUCAAACUUCCAACUGUUGUUCUCUCUGACGUAUUGGAUCAUUUGAAAAUAAGUGAUAUAUGCAUACUUCGCGCAACAUCUCGAAAAAUUAAAUUUGUUUUGAAACAAUCUAUAGAGCGCGCGAAAAAGCGCCAGAGUGAGGACGAACGCUGGCUUAGUUUAAGCAUUACUGCACGGCAAUACUACCUUGAAUCCGAAUGUGAAGUUAUCUUCUGUAGAAAUUUAACUGAUUGUGAGGACAUUAGUUUAUAUAAGGGAAGAGAUGUUAAUCGAGUAUUGGAAACAAUUUUGGACUUUCUAGAGCACCUAAAAAUAAACAAAAACCUUGAUAUAACAGUUCUUUAUUACUUAGAGGGGGAUAUUCAGAGUAUAGUUGAACUUAUUGCAAGGAAAACAAUAAAAGUUAAUCACUUGAAAUUUACCGGAGAAGGCAUAUCAAAGCAACUUUUUCGGGGCUUACUUGAGAGCAAAGCGAAUAAUUUGAGAGUUUGUGUGCAAAGACCGCAUGCUAUAGAAUUAAGUGAUAUUGAUGAUGAUUUGAUUGAUUUGAUGAUGUGUUCUUCGUUUGUGACACUAGGUAGGAUCAACAUCAACAGUCUUCAUUUAAACCUACUCCUCAAGAAAUGGAAGGAAAACAGUCAUCUAGAAUAUUUCUUAGCACAAAUGGAAUCGCACCUUGAUAAAUCCAUCAUUCUUGAAGGGACCAACUCUAGACAACAAUCUCAGGAUGAUCGGUUUCAUAGAUUUGAGAAUUACGAAUAUCUCACAUGCAACAAAGGAACGGUUUCUGAAUUAACAAUUCUUCCGGAUAGCUUCCGUCUCUCCGUUCCACCUUGAAACAAUAUAAUUUUGAUUGCUGAUAAUUUAUAAAAUAAUCUACUUUGUACUCCAAUAAAGCUUGUAUUUGU
Caenorhabditis elegans is the source of this 947-nucleotide messenger RNA. RefSeq names its product F-box domain-containing protein (gene Y46G5A.39). Lineage: Eukaryota; Metazoa; Nematoda; Chromadorea; Rhabditida; Rhabditidae. The record is from RefSeq and is marked reviewed. The coding region runs from base 13 to 876 and encodes 287 amino acids. The transcript is spliced from 3 exons.